Messenger RNA from Chrysoperla carnea, 1422 nucleotides. RefSeq names its product carboxypeptidase B-like. The transcript has 5 exons. Lineage: Eukaryota; Metazoa; Arthropoda; Insecta; Neuroptera; Chrysopidae. The coding region runs from base 35 to 1375 and encodes 446 amino acids. The record is from RefSeq and is a predicted model, not a curated record. Gene Ontology annotation, biological process: proteolysis. Gene Ontology annotation, molecular function: metallocarboxypeptidase activity; zinc ion binding.
AAAUUGAACUAUUUUACUGCUAAAUUAAUGUAUAAUGGUGAUUGAUAAGAAAUUAAGUGUAUUAAAAAUUUGGACGGUCUUUAGUAUGGUGUUCAAAAUGAGAGUGAUAAAUUAUACAUUUCUAGUUAUUAUUUUACAAUUACUGGUAAUCCAAAUACAAUCAAAAUGCUAUGAUGGAUACAAAGUUUAUCAGAUUAACACUACAAAUUCCGAUGAUAUUCAUAAGCUGAUGACAAUUGUGGAUGAGGUAAAUGGUACGAGUGUAUGGCAACUAGGAGCACCGUCUGAUGUCUUAGUAGCACCUGAAACACAACAAAAAUUUGUGAAUGCCUUACACAAUAAUUCACUGUAUUAUAUCACAAAAAUUCAUAAUUUAGUCAGGAAGCGAGUAUCUAUUGCGCGAUCAUAUAAGGCGACCAACUUAGAUGAUAUCACUUUUGAUCGGUACUAUAGAUCUUACGAAAUAAACAAUUACUUGGAUAAAUUGGCGGAGAAUUAUCAAAAUUUAACCAGUGUAAUAGAUAUUGGAAACACAUUUGAGAAUCGAACAAUGAAAUUAUUACGUAUUUCAACUGGAGGGAAUAAUUCAAAACCAGCCAUUUUUAUUGAUGGCGGUAUACAUGCACGCGAAUGGAUUUCAACAGCUCAAGUUUUAUAUAUAAUUCAACAAUUGGUUGAAAAUUAUAAAGAAAAUUUUGAUUUAAUUGAAAAUAUUGAUUGGUAUUUAUUACCGCUAAUUAACUAUGAUGGCUACGAGUAUACUUUUGAUUUUGAUCGUUAUUGGAGAAAAACACGUUCUGGCAGCGAAAAUGCCUCGAACGCAUUUUGUAUUGGUGCUGAUGCAAACCGUAAUUUUGAUUUUCAUUUUAAAGAAGAUAAAUUUACGCAACAACGCUGUGUUGAAACUUACGGUGGUGAUCAAGCAUUUUCUGAACCAGAAACACAAAAUAUACGAAAUUUUGCCGAAAAAAUUAAACAGAAUUUAAAACUUUACAUAUCAUUUCAUAAUUAUGGGCAAUCGAUUUUAUAUCCAUGGGGUUAUACAGCAAAAGAAUAUCCAGAAAACAAAGAAGAAUUACAUGAAUUAGCUACUGCUGUUAAAAAGCAUUUAAAGAAAAGGUAUUCAGUUGGUUCAACUGCUAAUCUGAUGUACAUUGCUACGGGAGAAAGUGUUGAUUGGUUUAAAGGAGUACUUGGUGUUCCUUUAACCUACACCAUUGAACUACCUGGAGGUGGAGAGGGUGGGUUUGAUGUACCUGAAGAGGAUAUUAAAGACAUUGUUGAAGAUAUGUUUAAGGGUGUCAAGCAUUUUGCUGAAUAUGUUUCAAAUAAUUAUCCAAGUGAAAGUGAACAGGGAGAGAUUGGUGAAGACUGAUACUAAACUACCUAGAUUAAAAAAAAUAAAGGAAAUAUAAAAUUUAA